This is a messenger RNA of Racocetra persica, 207 nucleotides long. NCBI's taxonomy places the organism in Eukaryota, Fungi, Glomeromycota, Glomeromycetes, Diversisporales, Gigasporaceae. The record is from the annotation of a GenBank genome assembly.
GAACAUGUACAUGUUCUGUUGCACUCGGUGGAGCUCCAUGCAAGCAUCAGGCUGCAGUCACGAUUUAUGCGCAGAAUAUUAAUUUUAAUAUAAUUGCAGGCACAAUUGUUGAAGAUACACCAUUUUUUGCAUCUUUACGGGCAUCCAACAAUGAAUGGGUUAGUGAAAUAGUCAGUGGUCGAAGUAAUCAAAAUGAUGAAAUGACAA